Nicrophorus vespilloides is the source of this 1791-nucleotide messenger RNA. Its product is annotated as WD repeat-containing protein on Y chromosome-like. Lineage: Eukaryota; Metazoa; Arthropoda; Insecta; Coleoptera; Silphidae. The record is from RefSeq and is a predicted model, not a curated record. The transcript has 12 exons. Bases 1 to 1791 code for a protein of 596 amino acids. Gene Ontology annotation, molecular function: protein binding.
AUGUUACAAAUGAAUGAAGAGACUGUAGAAAUACUUCAACAAUUAAAUGAAGUAAAACUGCAGCAGCUGAAGGAAACGUUCAAAAAUGAGAAAGACGGUUGCGUAGGGAAAGAAACUUUCACCACGUCUUUCGCGUUUCUUUUCGAUGAUGUUAGCGUGGAGAGCAUUGCUUUAAACGUUUUUGCCCAAAUUGAUAUGCAAAAUGUCGGAUCUAUUACCUGGUCCGACUUUUUAGAUUUUGUGUUGGAGAUCUACAAACCCAAAGAUGAUCACGUCCUGGAGCUUCUUGAAACUGACAUCAUCACUCCGCCGCAUUUAAAGAGGGAUCCGAUUACUAAGAUUGUUCUUAUAGAAACGUCAUUGUAUUUUUGCUAUGCGAUUAUAUCGAAGUACGGUAGCGUCGGUUUGUACGAUGGAAACUUGGACUUUUUAACUUCGUAUCAUGCGCUGAUGGCCAGGGAGGACAUGCAUAGAAAUGAAGCUGAUAAACGCAGGAGGAAUCGUUGGGUAGCUGAUGCGAUGUUCAUCAGCGAAAUUCAAAUGUUUCUUGUAUCCGCCAGCUGCAGAAGCCUGACGGUAUACGACGCUUCCGGACUGCAGCAUGUACCAAUUUGGUUGAUACUUGGAUUCCCAGAUUCUAUUCAGAGUAUGUCAUAUAAUUUCGAUGAAAGAUGUAAAUUGUACCUGGUAAACAAUUGCUGUUAUUCUCUUUCAAACGAAUUGCCGCAUCAGAAAGAAUUUGUUAUAAUAAAAAAUUUGGGAAGACCUCAUGUGGAAUCGGUGAAUGGAUUGGAAUGUUUCCAUAACAGUCGCACGUUUAUCUCAACAAGUAAAGAUCCUACCAAAUCCGUGAUUAUAAAAGAUACUGAAUAUAAGUCUAGUAACUACGUUUUCAAAAUGCGUAGGGGUGUUCAAUGUUUCGCUAUAAGUGAUGGAUUGAAAAGUUUAAUUACUGGAAGCGAUGAUGGAACCAUUCGAAUAUGGAAUUGGUUAGUUCCUUCGAAAGCAACAGCGGUUUUACGAAACCAUAAAUCAGGGAUCAUCGAUAUCGUUCUGCUGGAGUCGCUUAAAAUAUUCAUAAGCUGCUCCAGGGACGGGGUUUUAAAGGUGUGGGAUUUAAUAGAGCAAAAGUGCGUUCAAAGUAUUCAUUUGAACUUUCCCUGUUUCGAGAUCGAAGGUAGAUCAAUCGAGUGGGGUUCCCGCUGCAUCUUCCCUGGCCCCAAGAGACAAGAUAUAAACUACGGCAAAUGGGAAAGAGAUUUCCUUUUAGUAACCUGUUGCAAUUCUAUUAGGAAAAUGAAAUUGCUGUAUAUGGACGGAAGAGAAAGAGACUUUGACUCUCGCAUUCUAUCACCACCGCCGCUAUUGAACAGCGUUUUGAUACCCAAGAAUUGGAAAAUAUUCAAUGUAGAAAACGAGCAUGAGUCUACAGUAGAUGAAAUUGAUGAUUUGUCAAAGUUAAAAUUCAUUUUAGACAAAGAUGUUUUAGGAGAUGGAAAAAGUCAAAUUAAUUAUAAAAUAUCUAAAUUGGAGGAUAAGAAAAUGCAGAUGAGAUGGGCUGUUGAGAAAUGUGCUCCACACCUCGCCUUAGAUUUGUACGAUAUAAAAGAAUUGGAAUUAAGUUCAUCGCUCCCAGUAGAUGUCAACAAGAGGACUAAGAAUUUAUUUGAUAGGACUCAAAGAUUACUUGUGGAUGCUGCGACGAGAUCGGUUAUACUAUCAGAACAAUCUUCGUCUUCUAAAUCUCCAAGAUCAUCUAGAAGCAGUAUUAUUGAAUUUGAUGAUCUAUAA